AUGAUUCCACCACCUCCCCCACAGGCCUCUAUCACAUUGUCUGAACAACGUAAACGAAAGAAAAGAUUCGAAUUGGCUCCUGUUGAAUCUUCGCAACAAUCGGAUCAAGAUUCGUAUAAUAAUCCUUUCAUUCCAAAACCUCCGUUGAUGAGUCUUGCCAAUGAUAUGCUCCUAGUUCCAUAUAUUCAUUACGGAUUGAAUAGAAAUUUGACAGUUUUGACGUUAUUGGACAGAGAAAACAUUCUUACAAAGAGUCCUACAUUAGUUUCGUUUGGUGGAUCGAGUUUCGAAUUGGGAUAUCAGAAAACAUUGUUAAUGCUUGACUUGGAUCCUGCCACCAAAUAUUCAAAAGAUGGAGGAUUAGAUACAAGUUUUGAAUAUGAUUGGAAACCGAUUCAGACAACAAAUAAUCAAGUUUUUGAGAAGGAAAAUUUCACAUGCAUAUUUGGAAAUAUGAUCUAUUCUAAACGAAACCAAGCAAUCUAUGUUUUUGGAAGAGGAUGGUCCAAAUCAUGGGUUGCCAGUCUAAGUUUAAAAACUCUUUCUUGGAAAAUGAAAGAUGUUUCCAUCAAUCAUCAUUACGAUCAAGUGAAAUUUGCAAUUUCUCAAAAUGAUGAUCAAUUUCUAAUUUGCCAUUCUGCCUCUCAAUACUAUGGACCAUUCUAUAUUUCAUUGUGCAGUUUUAGAGAUUUGGAAAAUAUGUUCAUGGAUGAAGAGGUGAGAGUGGGCUUGAUCAGUAUUGAGGAACCUAUUCUAGUGGAAAAUAGUGAGAUUCAGUCAAAAAUGGCAGCUCCUAUUUCAGAUGGAAAUAAGGUAGCUCUUUAUGGUUCGACAUUUUACGAUUGUCAAAAGAUUCACAUUAUGGAUUUUGCAGAAAAUAUUGACAAGAGACAGUUUAUUCAAUUUGAAUAUCCAGAAAAUUCAUACAUUUUGGAAAUUCCACCUCAUUUGAGGGAAUUCAAAUCAAAGCAACAACUAUUAGUUUCCACAUCUGGUUCGUUUUACAAGUGCAAUAUUGUUGAUAGAAAGACAAAAUUAUUGAAAUGUUCGAAAUCUGCAAUUAUAAUGAAACAUCACAAAUUAUUUCCUCCAUUCAUGGCCUUCUUCAAGACAAGAAAGGACGAAAAUCAAAUAGUAUAUAUUACCAACAAUGAUGUCUUGUUUAUCUUGAAAUUGGAUUACAGUGUGCCAUCCUAUGCAUUCAGAAAUAAGUUGGGUGACAUUUAUUUUUCUGAUAUUUCAAUUCAAUUUUAG
Messenger RNA from Naegleria gruberi, 1254 nucleotides. RefSeq lists its product as uncharacterized. The coding region runs from base 1 to 1254 and encodes 417 amino acids. The transcript has a single exon. The record is from RefSeq and is a predicted model, not a curated record. Lineage: Eukaryota; Heterolobosea; Eutetramitea; Acrasida; Naegleriidae.